This is a messenger RNA of Chinchilla lanigera (long-tailed chinchilla), 7154 nucleotides long. It is a transcript of the gene Nfatc2, whose product is annotated as nuclear factor of activated T-cells, cytoplasmic, calcineurin-dependent 2. Gene Ontology annotation, molecular function: DNA-binding transcription factor activity, RNA polymerase II-specific; transcription factor binding; RNA polymerase II cis-regulatory region sequence-specific DNA binding. Gene Ontology annotation, cellular component: transcription regulator complex. Gene Ontology annotation, biological process: cytokine production; regulation of transcription by RNA polymerase II; calcineurin-NFAT signaling cascade. The record is from RefSeq and is a predicted model, not a curated record. NCBI's taxonomy places the organism in Eukaryota, Metazoa, Chordata, Mammalia, Rodentia, Chinchillidae.
CCCGCUGCGCCAGGCGCGCCAUCCCCGGCCCGGCGUGCGUCCCCACGAGGAAAGUGACCCCGCCGCUCGGGGCCCCCCUCUGACCGGCGUCCGCGCCGUCGCCACCGCCGAGGGCCGCGCCUGCCCUCGUCCCCAGCCCUCCCUCCUCCCCGCCAUGGACGCCCCAGGCCACGAGCCGGGGGGCAGCCCCCAGGACGAGUUCGACUUCUCCAUCCUCUUCGACUAUGACUAUGUGAAUCCUUUCGAAGAAGAACCGAAUGCACAUAAGGUCGCCAGCCCACCCUCCGGACUCGCAUACCCCGAUGAUGUCCCGGACUGUGGCCUCAAGCCAUACAGCCCCCUCGCCAGUCUCUCUGGCGAGCCCCCCGGCCGGUUUGGAGAGCCGGAUAGGGUAGGGCCCCAGAACUUUCUGAGCCCGGCCAAGCCAGCGGGGGCCUCGGGCCUGAGCCCUCGGAUCGAGAUCACUCCGUCCCACGAACUGAUGCAGGCAGGGGUGCCCCUCCACAUGAGAGACACCAGCCUCCUGCUGGAGCAGCCGGCCCUGGCUGGGGUGGCCGCCAGCCCGAGGUUCACCUUGCCUGUGCCCGGCUUCGAUGGCUACCGCGAGCCGCUUUGCUUGAGCCCCGCUAGCAGCGGCUCCUCUGCCAGCUUCAUUUCCGACACCUUCUCCCCCUACACCUCGCCCUGCGUCUCGCCCAAUAACGGCGGGCCAGACGACCUGUGUCCCCAGUUUCAAAACAUCCCUGCUCAUUAUUCCCCCAGAACCUCGCCAAUAAUGUCACCUCGAACCAGUCUCGCCGAGGACAGCUGCCUGGGCCGCCACUCGCCCGUGCCCCGUCCGGCCUCCCGCUCCUCGUCACCUGGUGCCAAGCGGAGGCAUUCGUGUGCAGAGGCCUUGGUUGCCCCGCUGCCCGGAGCCUCACCCCAGCGCUCCCGGAGCCCCUCGCCACAGCCCUCAUCUCACGUGACCCCCAGGGAAGACGGUGCCCCCGCUGGGUACCCCCCCACAGCUGGCUCCGCCGUCCUCAUGGAUGCCCUGAACAGCCUCGCCACGGACUCGCCCUGUGGGAUUCCCCCCAAGGUGUGGAAGACCAGCCCAGACCCGUCGCCAGUGUCUGCUGCCCCUGCCAAGGCCGGCCUGCCCCGCCACAUCUACCCCACCGUGGAGUUCCUAGGGUCCUGCGAGCAAGAGGAGAGGAGAAACUCAGCUCCAGAGUCCAUCUUGCUGGUGCCACCAACUUGGCCCAAGCAGCUGGUGCCUGCCAUUCCCAUCUGCAGCAUCCCAGUGACUGCAUCCCUCCCUCCACUUGAGUGGCCACUUUCCAAUCAGUCGGGUUCCUACGAGCUGCGGAUUGAGGUGCAGCCCAAGCCCCAUCACCGGGCCCACUAUGAGACAGAGGGCAGCCGAGGGGCUGUCAAAGCUCCAACAGGAGGCCACCCUGUGGUGCAGCUCCACGGCUACAUGGAAAACAAGCCUUUGGGGCUCCAGAUCUUCAUCGGAACAGCUGACGAGCGGAUCCUUAAGCCCCACGCCUUCUACCAGGUGCACCGGAUCACGGGGAAGACUGUCACCACCACCAGCUACGAGAAGAUCGUAGGCAAUACCAAAGUCCUGGAGAUCCCCCUGGAGCCAAAGAACAACAUGAGGGCAACCAUUGACUGUGCGGGGAUCCUGAAGCUCCGGAACGCGGACAUCGAGCUGCGCAAAGGCGAGACAGACAUCGGCAGGAAGAACACCCGGGUGCGCUUGGUGUUCCGGGUGCACAUCCCGGAGUCCAGCUCCCGCAUCGUCUCCUUGCAGACGGCAUCCAACCCCAUCGAGUGCUCCCAGCGGUCUGCCCACGAGCUGCCCAUGGUGGAAAGGCAGGACAUUGACAGCUGCCUGGUCUAUGGGGGCCAGCAGAUGAUCCUCACGGGCCAGAACUUCACGGCCGAGUCCAAAGUCGUGUUCACCGAGAAGACCACAGAUGGGCAGCAAAUCUGGGAGAUGGAAGCCACGGUGGAUAAAGACAAGAGCCAGCCUAACAUGCUUUUUGUUGAGAUCCCUGAGUAUCGGAACAAGCACGUCCGCACCUCUGUGAAGGUGAAUUUCUAUGUCAUCAAUGGAAAAAGGAAACGAAGUCAGCCUCAGCACUUUACCUACCUACCAGUCCCAGCCAUCAAGACGGAGCCCAGCGAUGAGUAUGACCCCUCUUUGAUCUGCAGCCCCGCCCACGGAGGCCUGGGGAGCCAGCCUUACUACCCCCAGCACCCGAUGGUGGCCGAGUCCCCCUCCUGCCUUGUGACCACCAUGGCUCCCUGCCAGCAGUUCCGCUCGGGGCUGCCGUCCCCUGACGCCCGCUACCAGCAGCAGAACCCAGCGGCCGUCCUCUACCAGCGGAGCAAGAGCCUGAGUCCCAGCCUGCUGGGCUACCAGCAGCCGGCCCUCAUGGCCGCGCCCCUGUCCCUUGCGGACACCCACCGCUCCGUGCUGGUGCACGCGGGCUCCCAGGGCCAGAACCCAGCCCUGCUCCACCCCACGCCUGCCAACCAGCAGGCCUCGCCGGUCAUCCACUACUCGCCCACAAACCAGCAGCUGCGCUGCGGGAGCCACCAGGAGUUCCAGCACAUCAUGUACUGCGAGAAUUUUGCGCCUGGAGCUGCCCGGCCUGGCCUGCCUCCGGUCAGUCAAGGUCAGAGGCUAAGCCCGGGCUCCUACCCCACAGUUAUUCAGCAGCAAAACACCCCAAGCCAAAGGGCCGCCAAAAACGGACCCCCGGUCAGUGACCAAAAGGAAGUGCUGCCCGCAGGAGUGACAAUUAAACAGGAGCAGAACUUGGACCAGACCUACUUGGAUGAUGUUAAUGAAAUUAUCAGGAAGGAAUUUUCAGGACCUCCUGCCAGAAAUCAGACGUAGAAGCCGCCAUUGCAUCUGACGCCUUCUGUCUCGGCCCUCGGAGCCUCUGCCGCCUCACCUUCUGUCUCCUUCUAUUCAUUCCCGCCAGAGGCCACACGGGGAACAAUGUCUGGGCUCGGAGCCGACCGUCCGGCGGAGGAGCUCGCCGCCUCUCUCUGUAAACACCAGAGCCCUCCUUCCUGUUGAAAGUUCAGCCCCAAAGAGCAUCCUGGUUGGUCUGAAUGGUGAUCCACCCAAAUCAAGUGCCUGCCGACCAGCGCCACACUGCCAGCGCCGCGGGCCGCCGGACCCCACCUGAGACCCGAGCUGUGGGUACUGACGUGCAGCCCACGCUCAGCGUUCGUCUCUCCAGUCAUGGAAAUGGCUCCUGUUCCUUUGAAAAGAGGGGUCCUCAAAGCAAUCAAAAGAAUGUGGCCCCAGAUUCAGCCUCCUGGUGAAGGAACCCCAAAGCCCUCAUGCUAGAGACAGAAAUGGGCCAUUGUCCUUAGAGAUCGCCUUGUCCAGGCAUGGCUGGGCCCCAGCAAAAGCUUUAUUUUGGAAUUUUCUCCUUCCAAAACAAAACUCCUUUGCGCAGACAAAAUCAUCUGUUAAAACUUCUCGGUGUUAACUUAUGACAUGUGUACACGAUUUUUUUUUUUUUCUCUGCUUCAAAUUGCGGGCCAAGGAGGCUGUGGGCGGAGCCCUCUUGGCCAGCUGCUCUGACCCCUGCAGCCAGCACUAAUGAGCGUCCAGGGCUGAGCUGACCCAGCUGCAGACUGUGACCGUCUAUGUGCAGCUCCUCCUUUCUGUCUUCCUUGCAGCCAGAGCGCUUUAACGUGAGAGAGUUGAGGAGAUUCUUAGGCCUGUGCCCUGAAGGUUGCGGGGCAGCAGCCAGAGGACCAAUGCAAAAACAAAACCAAAAGAAGUGCAGGGACUUUUGUUAAAACCCAAGUGCUUUUAUAAGUGUGUUUCCACCAAGAUAGAGGAUAAGGGCUGAAUUCCCUGUCUUGCCUAAACUCAGAGUGAAGCAGGGAAGCACAGGCUUUGGCCCCAAAGGUCCUUAAUUUUACUUGAACCCUUUAACACGCCCCUGGGCCUCAGCGUGCUGGCCCUGGAGCCCGGCCUGAAUCAGUCUCCGUGUCCAACCGGGAGCAGCUCUGCUCAAGUGCUGCCUUAGCCUGAGUGAGCUCUGCUCGGACCAGCUGUCUGUUGUGUGUGAUUCAUACCCAAGCACGCACAGGGUCCUGUAGCUUCCCCCACUGGUGCAGUUUUUGCAAACAAACAGAACCCUACGUGCUUGUUGUAGGAGAGUUUUAUCACAGUGUUGGGUUUGCUUGUGCUUGGUGCAGACGUCAGGACAAAGCGACAUUCAUUUCCCGCUAUUGAUUAUCUCCCUAGCAAGCAGCAAGGUGCAGAUCGCCUCGUUACUCUUCAAAAGGACGUGCUUUGAGCAGUUUCUCAGUGCAGUCUGCCAGGCGGAAAGCCUAGGAAGAAAGUCGCAGUCCCAAAGUGGGUUUUCAAAGUCCUGUCUGGUCAGGGUCACUCAGAGGUAACCCUUGCUGAGAGCCAGGUGUGCUUGGUGCUCCCAACUGAAGACCAAGUGCCCAGGUUCUGGCCUGCAUGCCCAGUGGCACAUUCUCUUUCUGUCACUACCCAGCAGUUAUGUCCCCUAAUGGCAGGGGUCCUUUUCCUCUCCCACCCCAAGCAGAGCUGAGCAAAGUUCUCCUUUAAAAACACACAGAAUGCCAGUAAGAAGUCGAGCGCGCCUGCAGAGCUUCUGCAAUGCUGAACACGUCAUUAACAAAGCAAGUCCUUCUAGCAGCAGCUUGAGCUCCUCGAGACUUCUCUCUCUAGCAGUACUGACUUCAGCAAAGAAGAACGAUGAGGGCUUGGUGAGUGAUCUGAGCUCACUUGACCUGGCUUGGAGCCGUUUUUGCACAUGAGGGAAUCGGACCUUUCCUCAGUUACCCGAAUGUUUUACCCAAGUGCCUUCCUGCUAUUGUAGCAAAGUAGCUCAGCUUCAUUGUCCAUGGGGUAAAAAGAGACUUAAUGCAUUUUCCAUCAGUCUUCUAACCAUGUUAGCAAAAAAGGGCUUCCUGGUAGCUCCAACUCCUAUACGUGUGUGUGUGUGUGCGUGUGCGUGUGCGUGUGUGUAAUACACAAAUCCCUUUUUCUAAGACAGCUAGAUAGUAUAGGAAGCACUUUCAUGAAACUAUACCAAAUAGCAAAGGAAAGAAAAAGCACUAGUUUUGAGACAUAAACAGGCAAGAGAAUGUAUGGAGAGUGGACAGCUGUCCAGAAAGUCGUGUCAGUUACAAAUGCCAGGAGGAAAGUUUGUCAAGUCAUUGAUUAGGAAAUAUUUUCAGUAUGGGAAGAGGCAGUCAAAUCCUCAAAAGCAGAAAGGAAAGGUGUCUACAUGGGAAAGAUGGGCGUGUUGCACGUGUAUCAAAGGAGUCUCAGUUAAGUCAAGGUUAGUACUUGCCGCACCCGCAGUAAUAUGCAGCACUCUGAUAGGUCUGCCAUGUUGCUGAAUGUAGUAUACUUCCAAAGUUUGCAAGUCUUCCUGUAUUGUAUAAAAAUACUGCUGCUUGAUAAUAUAUAUGCAAUCCAAAUUAAUUAGUCUGUAAUUAAAUUUUUAUUUUCUUACCUGUAUUUUUAUGCUUUUAUCUGCCCUCCAAAUAUUGCACCUCUGUUGGAGUUAGAAGAUAUUUAUAAAUGGUCAGAAUCUUUUUAAGUGUCUCUUUUUACAUAUAUGUUGAUUUCUUUUUCCCUUAAGAGAAAUGGUGUAUUCUUGAAAAUUUUUGUUCAGCAUUCCAGGAAACAAACCAAAAAACACCCCCUCUGAGCCUGGCAGGCAUCUAUCUAGGAAGAGAAAGCAGCUCAGGGCAAGAAAGAGGAUGGUUUUGUGGAAGAAGAAUCUAUUUUUCUUCUUGCUGGAAAACAAUGCUUUCUUUCUUCAGCCCUGAGCCUGGGUUUUGUCACUGAGGAGAACCGUAUUGUAAAUAAAUGAGCUAGUAGGUGAUUUUGAUUUGAAGCCAUAGAGCCUGCUUGCACUGUGAUGGAUGGAAUUCAAAGCUCCUAUUCAGAGAACCGCAAGUGCAAGCUAGAUCUCAAGCUGACCUCCGCACACAUUAACCAAAGGACAGACACGGUUUCCAGCAGCGAUAUUGCCAAGGUGAAAGAAGCUGAUUUCUUCCAAGAACUGGGAAGCACUGUUCUUCUAUUUUUGGUUUACAUUCAGUAGCCAAGACAUCUGUCUCAACGAGUGAGUCUUGGCUAGGGUGAGACUGUCACAGUUCGGCAGAUCAGAAGCUGAUGUGCUGCGAUUGUCACUCUGGACUAAAGGGAGGUUGAACUUGUUUAUGUUCAUGUCACAAAGAACACUUGCCAUAUGCUUUCUAUUGUUCCGAACUGAAUGAAUGUCAGUGGUCCAUUUAACAACUCUGCUCGUUUCACUUUUACAAGAGGCACAGGGGUAGUGGUGUUCCUGACAAGCUGGGGUGACCACUUUCAAACUCACUUUUUGGAGGGACAGCCCACUGGGGACUCACUACAUCUUAACCUUGGGUCCCCCAAGCUUAGGGCUUGGGCAUUAAGUCUUGUGGAAUCAAAAAGGCCAGUUGCAAGUACAGUAGGUAUUUUUCUGCCUCCCAACAAAGUCCUUAACAGCAGCACCACAUGACACCAGGAUCACAGGUAACUUCCCUUCACAUUCCUGAUGUCACCAUCUUAAUUUGGUUUGUUUAAAAACAAACUGGUGAUUGGUGAGAGAAGCACUUCCUGAGUAAGCCUCUCUGAAAAUGUGAUGGGGUCCUGGGAGCUGGAAAGGAAAAGUUAGCACUUUAGGGUUAGCACCGUGAAACUGCAGACUAUACUCCCCUGCCAGUUCGAGGUCUGGAGCAAUGGGUGCAGAUGAUGUGGUUUCCAUGACAGCAGGUGCUCCCAGUAUUCUGAUUGGCCUGUGCAGGUAUGGCUGUGGGACCAUAAGGCUAGCAUCUUGUCAGCGAAGACCAUUCACACCUGUUGCCUCUGUAGCUCUCAGAGGGGAGGAAAUACUGGGUCCUAAACAGCUCUCCAACAGAUGCAAGCUGCUCCAGCUCGGUGGUGCUGGAAGGCUUAGGUUUGGAAAAUCCUGACUGUUAAGGGAGUUUGAAUACAUCACAUUCCUAUGCAAAAUGUUUUUAUCUCCAGUUUAAUGUAGUUUAUUUUUGCUAUAUGUAAAGUAUUUUUAUACGGCUUGUACUAUGAUAGUUUAGCAAUAAAACCAUUGAAAGCAGCA